GCUAGAACAGAUUAAGAAGUAUAAUAGUUAAACAUGACGAUCAUGAAGGUUGAAGUGUUUGCGUACCUCUUGCUUCCCUUCCUCGUUGCAUUUGCGUCAGUCUCAUCGACAAACCCUCCUGUGAAGUAUGAAUCGAUCUUCAACUUCGGUAACUCAUUGAGUGACACCGGGAACUACCUCGCAGUCGGUGCACCGGGACUGCCAUUCAUUGGGCACCUCCCAUAUGGAGAGACUUACUUUGGACAAGCGACUGGUCGCUGCUCAGACGGACGUCUUAUUGUAGAUUUCAUUGCGGAGGCGCUCGGAUUGCCUUUUCUUCCACCUUAUCUAAAACUAGCCGAAGGGCCGUACGUGAAAACAGGAGUAAACUUUGCUGUCGUUGGGGCCACCGCACUUGAUGCAGAAUUUUUCUAUGCCCGGAAUUUGGGUUCAAUUCUAUUAACAAAUGAUUCUCUGAGUGUUCAAGUGAGCUGGUUUAAGAAGUGGAAGUCCUCCAUCUGUACUACUAAACAUGAAUGUGAUAUCUACUUUAAGAAGUCACUCUUCUUAGUGGGAGAGAUCGGUGGCAACGACUACAAUGUACCCUUCAUAUUUACUGGUGCUCCCCUGGAACAAGUCCGACCUUUCGUGCCAUUAGUUGUGGAAGCUGUCAUCAACGCUACAGUCGCUCUAAUUGAAGAAGGAGCAGUGAACGUUGUAGUUCCGGGAAAUAUGCCAAUAGGCUGCAUACCAGCUUAUUUGACCACAUUUCAGGGUUCUAAUCCGUCAGAUUAUAACUCGAAAACCGGAUGUUUAGACACAUUUAAUGCAUUUUCCGAGUAUCACAACGAACAGCUCCUUGAAGCACUGAAGAAGCUGAGAAAGAAAUAUCCGCAAGCAAGGAUCAUGUAUGCAGACUACUAUGGUGCAUCAAUCGACUUCUAUUACAAACCGAAACGCUACGGAUUCACUGGGGGGACCAUUAUAGCAUGUUGUGGAGGUGGCGGACCGUACAAUUUCAACCUCUCUAGAGGAUGUGGUCAGCCUGGCUCAACCUUGUGCAAGGAUCCAUCGACUUUUGUAAACUGGGAUGGAGUUCAUGGGACGGAGGCUGCGCACCGAUACAUGGCUAAAGGAUUGGUCUAUGGUCCCUUCACAUCUCCGCCACUUUAAUUUCGGUCCGGUGCCUGAGUGAUACUUCUUCGUCUUUGUGCAUCACUGAUUUAAUUUUUAGUUUUUCAUGUACUUGUGAUGACUGAACACAAUAAUGUGCAAUUUCUAAAAUAUAUUGUUGGUGGAAUAUAUUGUCUUCUACGCGUACAUCUGGUCUUGUAUUAAUUGAAGGAGGUAUGUUAUGGACUCGUUCUGCCAUGUCGCAUGUAAUGGACAAAUUGUGAUACGCUUAAUUAACCCAGAGCCACACGGUUGGUGAACGUGGAUUAUAUAUUAUCU
Molecule: messenger RNA, 1431 nt
Organism: Punica granatum (pomegranate)
Lineage: Eukaryota; Viridiplantae; Streptophyta; Magnoliopsida; Myrtales; Lythraceae
Source: RefSeq, a predicted model, not a curated record